AUGAAGGUGUUCUAUUCUGUUGAAUUGGUUGUUUGGAAAAAUUAUGUCUGUAAAGAGUUGGAAUAUAAUCCUAAUGAAUUGGACUUCAAUUUAAGCGAGGAAGACGAAUUGAAGUGGAAAACAGCAAUUCAGGAACGGAUUCAUAAUUACCAUUAUUACAAGAAAUACUCUUCUCGUAUAUACUUUGAUGUGGCAAUUUGUGAUUAUAAAAUAAAUGAAAUUGCAAAUUUGUUUCUUAUGGAAAAUCUCCCAAAAUUCUUCGUUUGCAAUUAA
This is a messenger RNA of Meloidogyne enterolobii, 273 nucleotides long. Lineage: Eukaryota; Metazoa; Nematoda; Chromadorea; Rhabditida; Meloidogynidae. The record is from the annotation of a GenBank genome assembly.